GGAAAAAUAGAAUUCUCGCAGUAACGCGACAAGACAGAAAGUGGAUCUACUCUCGUAAAUGGAAACCGCGGGUCUCUAGUUUCAAAAUGACCGUAGAAACGCCGUCAAAUCACGGUCGACGAGCCCUAAUGGGCGCACCCAACAGCACCUCAGCGCGCUGAGAGAGUAAGGUAGGGCGAGAGGCGUUUGUCAACAGAACCAAGUCCAGAAAUAGCCUGCUGGACCACUCGACAAGGUCAGAUGACGACUCGCGGUUUUUGGUUUCCUCAACAGGCACGUCUGGAAGCUGUUGUGGCCGUCUUGUCGCCGUCAUCGCCUCUCCUACUCUGCCCCUUCUCCACCCCCUCUCCACCGAAUCUCCAGGGAAGCAUCAGAGAAUUCUCGUCACCCAGCCGAGCAGCACUCCGUAGAAUGAAUCCCUUGCCCAUCACCUGCCCGUCUCCCCCUAUCGGGGCCCGUCAAGAUCCGGGCCCCCGUCUGGUUCUCCCGUGGGUUCCCCAAUCCUGGGAUGGUAGCCGAUUGCCGUUGAGCUUUGUCCCCGUUCAUUCGCCCAGGCCCCAGGCUGCCCAGAGUAGGUAGAAUUCACGAUAAUUAAAUGUCUCGCUAAAUCGGCUUGUCCCAUGUCCCGCCCGUAGAUAUAAUCCCUUGGCCUCCCUCGUUUCCGGGUCGUAGCUG
Messenger RNA from Aspergillus versicolor CBS 583.65, 675 nucleotides. RefSeq lists its product as uncharacterized. Bases 241 to 579 code for a protein of 112 amino acids. Lineage: Eukaryota; Fungi; Ascomycota; Eurotiomycetes; Eurotiales; Aspergillaceae. The record is from RefSeq and is a predicted model, not a curated record. The transcript has a single exon.